Molecule: messenger RNA, 1020 nt
Organism: Mesocricetus auratus (golden hamster)
Lineage: Eukaryota; Metazoa; Chordata; Mammalia; Rodentia; Cricetidae
Product: taste receptor type 2 member 136-like
Biological process (GO): sensory perception of taste; G protein-coupled receptor signaling pathway; detection of chemical stimulus involved in sensory perception of bitter taste
Cellular component (GO): membrane
Molecular function (GO): G protein-coupled receptor activity; bitter taste receptor activity
Source: RefSeq, a predicted model, not a curated record
AUGAAGACCACAGGAAUCACUGUGUUCACAAAAUCGCCACCAGUGACACAAGAGCCGCUCAUUUUUCCUCUUUUAAAAUCUAUUUGUUCAGAUGUGAUGGGUUUUUUUCUCUUCAUUGCAACCAUCAUAAUGAUGGCAGAAAUUACUCUUGGAGGCUUUGCCAAUGUCUUCAUUGUUCUGGUGAACUUUACUGACUGUAUCAAGAGAAGAAAAAUCUCCUUAACUGACAGAAUUCUCACUGCUCUGGCCAUCUUCAGGAUUGGUUUGCUUUGGAUAAUAUUAAUGAACUGGUGCUCAACUGUGUUUAUUCCGACUUCAUCAUCUGUACAAGUGAGAUUUAUUAUUAGUGUUACCUGGGCUGUAACCAACCAUUUUCAUACCUGGCUGGCAACUAUACUCAGCAUACUGUAUUUGCUGAAGAUAGGCAAUUUCUCAAACCUUAUUUUUCUUGGCCUAAAGGGAAAAAUUAAGAGUGUCAUUGUAGUUGUACUUUUGGGGAGUUUGCUGUUAUUGCUUCCAAAUCUUACAAUGGCAACCUUACGCGAGAAACUCCAAGUGAACAGUCACAGAAGCAAUUUGACUGAGAAGACAAAAGUGGCUUAUAUCAUAAACCUUGCAUUUGUGAUGGCAUUCACUCUAAACAAUAUCAUUCCCUUCACCAUAUCUAUGAUCUGUUUUCUGCUGCUAAUAUAUUCUCUGUGUAAACACCUUGAGACAAUGAAGCUUCAUGGAAAAGGAUCCCAGAAUCCAAGCACCACAGCCCACAUUAAGGCUUUGCAAGCUGUAGUCUCCUUUCUGUUGUUAUUUUCCAUGUUCAUUCUAUCUCUGAUCAUAUCAGGUUACAGUUAUAUUAAGCCUCUGGAUAAGCCAGUUCACCUGAUUUGUCAGGUUAUGGGAACUUUAUAUCCUUCAAGCCAUUCCUACAUACUGAUAUGGGGAAAUAAGAAGAUCAAACAGGUCUUUGUGCUGGCAAUGGUGCAAGUGAGAACAAGACUCCGGCUGAAAGAACAGAAACCUUAA